This is a messenger RNA of Neoarius graeffei (lesser salmon catfish), 1800 nucleotides long. It is a transcript of the gene armc6, whose product is annotated as armadillo repeat containing 6. The transcript has 7 exons. Gene Ontology annotation, molecular function: protein binding. Gene Ontology annotation, biological process: hematopoietic progenitor cell differentiation. NCBI's taxonomy places the organism in Eukaryota, Metazoa, Chordata, Actinopteri, Siluriformes, Ariidae. The record is from RefSeq and is a predicted model, not a curated record. The coding region runs from base 306 to 1709 and encodes 467 amino acids.
AGCCCGAUUGUUAUCAGUGCUGUGUUUGUAUUAACCGCCAUUUCAGCUUUUGAAAUUGAGUAGUUUGAAUGAGGGAUUGUUCUCAGAAUAAAUAAAAUCAUCCAGGAAUUAAAACGUUGUAUUUUUUGGUUCAAUUUAACCGGAAGUGUCAGACCUGUCCAUUCAUUGUUGUGUUUCUGAUGAGCUGUAACUAAUAGCAACGUUGAGGUCCAUAAGGGGAUGCAAAAAUAACGCAGGAAUAAUAUUUGUAUUAUAUUAAAUAAUAAUAAUAAUUUCCUUGUUUAGUUAUUCAUUACUCUGGAAACAUGGCGAAACGCAGAAUAACGCAGGAGACGUUUGACUCGGCGGUGAGGGAGAACAUUGAGGAGUUCGACAUGGAGGAGAGUGAAGCUCUGAAAGAAGCAAUCGAGCAGUUUGAGUCUCAGGGUGUGGACCUGAGUAAUAUUGUGAAGGCAGUACCAAAAGCAUCUUCUCAAGAGACCACAGAUGAUCAAACUCAUGAAGUCCUCCAGGCUCUGCAGUCUCUCAGAAGCGCGUUAGAGUCCUCGUCCACAUCCGUGUCCGAGAGCUUAAAGCUCUUCACAGAGCAGUGCUCCUUCAGCUUUGCUCAGCGAUACCUGGCGGCCCAGAAAGAUGCCUAUCCUACACUCCUGUCCUGCUGCCAGUCUGCUGGUGAAGACCGUGAAGUGCUGUCUGCUACUCUGGCUGCUCUUUAUGCACUCACUGAUGGCCAGCCUGAUCUUCUGGACGCUGAGGGUCAAGACUUUUUGAUAGACACCUUACGCAGCCAGCAGGAGGACCCUGCGCUUACCUGUCUGGGAAUCCGGACGAUGCGUCACUGCUGUCUGAAGCACGAGCAGAACAGGCAGGACCUGGUGAAGGCCGGGGUGCUUAACUUACUCACCAGUGCCAUAACACGGCAUGUUGAGCAGCCUGACGUGGUUAAAGAAGCCUGCUUCGCUCUUAGAGUCAUGACCUUUGACGAUGACGUGCGAGUUCCUUUCGGCCACGCGCACGAGCACGCCAAAAUGAUCGUGUUGGAGCACAAUGGACUGAAGGUCAUUGUAGAAGCUGCCAAAGCCCAUCCCGAGAACAUGCCGGUCCUCAGCGAGCUGUGUGCGACUCUGUCCCGCCUCGCCGUGAGAAAUGAGUUCUGCCAAGACAUUGUAGAUUUGGGAGGACUGAAGUUUAUGAUGACGCUGCUCGCAGACAGCUUGGACUGUCAGGACCUUGUGAAGCAGGUGUUGAGCGCGUUGCGGGCGAUUGCCGGCAACGAUGAUGUCAAAGACGCCAUUGUGAAUGCAGGAGGGACGGAGCUUAUUGUCAUGGCGGUAAACCGGCACAUGAGUAAUGCGCAGGUGUGUGAACAGGGCUGUGCUGCUCUCUGCGUGCUCGCUCUGCGCAAACCCAACAACUGCAAAGUCAUCAUGGAGAAUGGAGGAGCUCUGGCUGCGCUGCAGGCCAUGAAGACACAUCCAGCAGAAGUUAACGUGCAGAAACAGUCAUGCAUGCUGCUCAGAAACCUGGUGUCACGAACACGCGAUUUCAACCAGCCCAUUUUGGAGAUGGGGGCCGAGGCACUGAUCGGGCAGGCCCUGGCCUCGCACAGGGACUGUGGUGACGUGGCGAGAGCCGCUCUCAGAGACCUGGGCUGUCAGGUGGAGCUGAGAGAACUAUGGACUGGCAAGAAAGGAAGCCUGACUAACUAACGCACCAAAAACUGUAGCAGAGGAACUGAGCAGUUCAACUAAUAAUAAUCAUUGUCCACCAUUAAAGAGCAUUCUUCCAAAAAGUAUAGGA